UAUAAUAACAAUAGUCCCUCAUGAUUGGCGCUUCCCUCCGCCCCGGAAGUAGUCCAGGAACUCCUUCCGGGUCGGUUUGAAAAAGGCCUUGGCUGGGAGUAGAGAGCGUCGGGCGCCUGUGGUUUCUCUCCGGAGGGUCGAGUUUUCCCAGAAGCAAGAAGUCUCAGGACCUGUUGGGGGCUUCUAUUCCCUCAUCUGUUGUAGCUGAAGUUUUGAAAAACAACAUUGUUGUGAAGAAUGGCAGCUAAGGUGCAGGACCAGAGCCUGGACUCCACAUGCUCUGAUCCUGUAGAGGAAAGGGAUCCAAAUAGCAGCAUUGAGGCUGAGCAUCAGGACUUGGAUAGAGAUGAGCCAGAGGCAGCAGGUGAAAGUUCAGGAGCCAGAGGUGAACAUUCGGAGAUGCCAACCCAGCCUCAGGCUCAGUGUUCGGCCACAGGCCUGCAGGCUAAACAAGAAGAGGAAUCAAAGACUGAGGCCUCGUUGGUGCCACCUCCUGCAGAGGUAACUGCACCGGUUCCUGUCCCGUCCAUGGGAGAAGGGAAAGGAGCAAAGCGGAUGAUGGAGGAUGAUGGUGACCUCUUUAAGGAAAUGCCUGAUGUCUGCCAAGAGGCUAGAGAGUCAGGAAGGGGUAUGCUCUUGCCAGAUCUCUUUGGGGAAGCUCAUCAGGCUCACAGCAGCCUGAAUGCUGGCCAGGCUGGAGGCUGUGCAAAAGUGGAGCAAGCUAUCCCAUGUCUUUCCAACGUGGGUUCUGAAAAUCAGCGCAAACGCUUCCGAGGCUUUGCAUACAAAGAGACUGAAGGACCCCAAGUGGCGUAUGAGCGACUCCAGGAGCUCCUGUUCCAGUGGCUGAAACCAGAGGCCCGUAGCAAGGAAGAGAUUGUUGAACAGCUAGUCCUCGAGCAAUUCCUGAAUCUUCUCCCUGAAGAUGUCCAGCGCUGGGUUCGAGAACGUCAUCCUGAAAAUGGAGACGAGGCUGUGGCCUUAGCAGAAGACUACCAGUUUCUGCAUCCUGAGCCUGGAAGACGGCCCUACCCAGAGAGAACAAGGCAGCGGUCUUCAGCAAGGAGCUGGCUCCGCUGAAGUUCAUGGAGCAAGCAAGCAGGACUCAUUAUCAAUUUCAGAGAAUCAAACACCUAGUUAUCUUCCAAGCUAGAGAGGAACCAGAUGGACAUCAAGAAUCAGAAAUUACAACAAACUUCUGCUAAUCAUGAAGAGACUUUUACACCACCUUCCCCUGCAGGAAGCCCAUUACCUUAUCCAACAGGCAUGUGUGUGUGUCUAUCCAUGUGCACGUUCAUAUAUAUAUGUGGGUGAGUGAGUGAAGAAAGAUAAUAAAACUGUGUUUGGUCCAUACUGCAUCCUACAGAAUGCCCUAUGGACCAUCAAGACAAGAAUAGGUUGGAGCAAGAACAAAGUGUGUGUGUGUGAGAGAGAGAGAGAGAGAGAGAGAGAGAGAGAGGGUGGGGGGAGAGAGAGGGAGAGGAAGAAUGCUUGAGAUGUAUGUGUUUGUGUGCAAGAGCAGGGUUAUAUAUCCAUGAGCAAAUUGAUAGGAUACAGAAGAGGAAAGGAACAAAUAUGGUAUUUCAGUCUAGUUGAUCUGAGCAGAGCUUGGAAAUGUAGUUUUUUGGGAUUGCAUUAUCUCCUUCCAUAAUGCUUGGAGUUGUAUUCCAAAAAAAUUAACAUUUCUAAACUCUGUAUCUGAAGCAUUCUCGAUUUCAUUACUAUAGAUUAUAUUUUUCCUUUCUUCAUACCACCCAUCAGGGUGUGUGCGUGUGUGUGAUUGCCCAAAUAUUGUUGGUAACUGACUUCUCCCGUUCCUUUGUAUUGAGAGAGAUGACUCAAAGUUUGGAGAUAAUGGUUUGUCAUGUCUGCUUUUUCUGGGUGGAUCGUUGCUUGUUAGUAGGGAAAGUACUGGAAGAUCAUUUAGUUAUCAACCUAAGACACUUGGGUGAAGGGGUAACUCCUGUUGGUGAUCAUAGUUUUACAGGCCUCCCCUCUUUGCUACACCAUUAGUUCUUACCAAGUGAAACCAGUCAGUUCAUUGUAUUGCUGUAGCUGACAGCAAAGACAGCUGUUUUUGUAUUGUAUAAACCCUAUAUGAUUGUUUGUUUUCUGGCAGACCAUUGCCAGUGUGCUUCUGCUUCAACCUAUGGGGAAAGGUGCCCUGCCAUUGAUCCUCUCAUGUAACCACUGGUGAGGAGACUUUUCCAUGUAAACAGAAUCAUUCACUCGAGAAGCCAAAGUGGUGACGUUCUUAUGGUCUUUCACUACACAGAAGUAUUUUAAACUGCAACCUUUCCACAACCACAGUAUGCAAGGCCAGUCUAAAAAUGCUGUCAUCUUACUGGCCCCAAAUACAGCCUUAACUUGUCAGAAGGCCCACCAUCACAAUUAACCUACAAUUGACUACAGAAUAUCUUGCUACUUACCUUGUUAGCGCCCCUCCAAUGCCCUGGUUUAUAUUAGGUUGUCAUUCCUCUUGCUUGUAGAAACUAUGUUUUUGAAAGUCUUUGGUAUCCUACUGUGCUAUAGCUUACAUCCUUGUCUUGCGUCAGAUGGCUGGAUUUUGAGCCCUGCUUUUUUCUGUGUAAUAAUUUUGAUGUGUGUAAUUCUGUGGAUGAGCGCAUAGAAUAAAGGAUCUUUCUCCUA
This is a messenger RNA of Sceloporus undulatus (fence lizard), 2649 nucleotides long. RefSeq names its product SCAN domain-containing protein 1-like. The record is from RefSeq and is a predicted model, not a curated record. NCBI's taxonomy places the organism in Eukaryota, Metazoa, Chordata, Lepidosauria, Squamata, Phrynosomatidae. The transcript has 3 exons. The coding region runs from base 238 to 1080 and encodes 280 amino acids.